Molecule: messenger RNA, 2238 nt
Organism: Recurvomyces mirabilis
Lineage: Eukaryota; Fungi; Ascomycota; Dothideomycetes; Mycosphaerellales; Teratosphaeriaceae
Exons: 3
Coding region: 1-2238 (745 amino acids)
Biological process (GO): ubiquinone biosynthetic process
Source: RefSeq, a predicted model, not a curated record
AUGGCAGGCAAACGUCUAUUGGACGCUGCGAAGCUCAUUAAUGCAAGUACCUCGAUCGCAAAGCAGCAUUAUGGUCUGCGGAAACAGCAGUGGGAUGUCUACACGAGAACUUCAAGUCUUGCCAAGGCAGUCAAGAGCCAGACAGAUCGAGUCACGGUUACAGCAGUUGCAGCGGCCGAAUUGGCAAAGCGUUUCAAUGAGACGGGUCCAGCCUGGCAGCAGCAGGAGGGUCGAGAUGCACCAUCACGACAACGAGAUGCGGCAGAAAGCAAGCAAAGUGGUACGUGGGAGGACAACGAUGGGCUACGGCCAGGAAACGAAGCACAAGCAGCUACAGCCGACUCAUCAAGGGACGCUGGCAGUGAUGCGUCAGACUCGCUACGGAAGCGUACGCUUCAACGACAAGCAGAGCAGCAGAUACCAGCUAGAGCAGCGGAUGCACAGCCAGUUGAGCAGCUUGGAGGCCAGGACACCUUCAGCGUCAGACCUGAUCAUAUAGCUCCGGAACUGUCGUCUCUACCGAGAACAAAGAUACCAAAGCAUGCCGAAGAUGCACCACAGCCGAACGAAAUCAUUCCCGAAGGCUUGAACACAGACGUCUUCUCCAGUCGAAAGGUCGCUGGUAUGCUUGGCCAUUCGAGCCCGGAGCUGAAGAAUCCCUACGCCAAUAGGCAGAAGAUGGCACCAAUGCCACUACCGGAAAUGGUUGCAGCACGGGAGCGCUGGGAGAAGGAGAGGCAGGCACAGAUGACUGCUGCGGAGCAACUUUCUCAGCGACCGCCGGCAGAAUCACGAGCAGUAGAUUCUGAUACGCAGGAUCUCGCAGCUUCAAUAUCUCGAGAUGCUGUGUCACAAGCCGCGUCAGUCAACACCAACAUGCAGACGGAUCCACCAAGCGAUGCCUACGAGAUGCGAGAGUCACGAGUGCCGUCCUCACGAUUUGGGCGUUUCUGGCAAUACGCUAGUCUCGGCAGUGGCAUGGCAUUUGGUGCUGUCAACGAGAGCUUCCGCAGAUUGACAGGCGGCAGUAGCGAAGGUAGUCUUAUGCUCAGCGAGGGUAACAUGAACAGACUUGUGGCCAAGCUCAGUCGGAUGAGAGGGGCUGCGCUCAAGCUAGGACAGAUGAUCAGCUUCCAGGAUUCGAAAGUCCUGCCUCCAGCUAUCAAUACAGUCUUACAAAGAGUUCAAGACAGCGCCGACUACAUGCCAGCUGCACAGCGCGACGACGUCCUGAUCGAGAGUCUUGGGUAUGAGUGGCGAGACUUGUUUUCAAAAUUCGAAGAAAAACCCUUUGCAGCUGCGUCGAUUGGCCAGGUCCACAAAGCAACACUCAAAUCGAACGGCAAGGAUGUGGCUGUAAAGAUUCAAUACCCAGGCGUGCGGAACAGCAUUGAUUCGGACCUCAACAACUUGUCACUUCUACUCACUGCUAGCCGUCUCUUGCCCAAGGGCAUGUUUCUUGACAGGACGAUCGCCAAUGCACGGACUGAGCUUGGCUGGGAGUGCGACUAUGAGCGUGAAGCCAAGGCUUGCAUCCGCUUUCGCGAGCUCCUACAGGACGAGAAGCUGUUUAGCGUCCCUGAAGUAUACCUCGAAGCUUCUGGACCAGGCGUGCUCACUGCAGAGUUUAUGCACGGAACUGCUGUGACGAAGAUGAAGACCUUGACCCAGCACGAUCGCGACUGGGUAGGCACACAGAUCUUGCGGCUCUGUCUCCGAGAAUUGAUGGAGUGGCGCUUCAUGCAGACCGAUCCAAACUGGACCAAUUUUCUCUACAAUCAGGAAACGCAGAAGCUUGAGCUGCUUGAUUUUGGCGCAAGCAGGGAGUUUCCGGCCGAGUUCGUCGAGCCAUAUGUUGCACUACUCAUUGCAGCCAUGAAGGAUGAUCGUGACGCCUGCCGUGAACUGAGCAUACAGCUUGGCUACCUCACGGGCGCCGAGAGCCAAGGCAUGCUGAAGGCACAUGUUGACAGCAUCAUGACGCUGGCGGAGCCUUUCUCGAACAGCGCCUCGGAUAUCUAUGACUUCGAGGAUCAGACAAUAACCGAUCGGGUCCGAGCAAAUAUUGGCCUCAUGCUAAGAGAAAGAUUGGCUCCGCCUCCGGAAGAGACGUACAGUUUACAUCGGAAGCUCAGCGGAGCCUUCCUAUUGUGCGCGCGAUUGAAGAGCAAGGUUCGGGCAAAAGAGAUGUUUGCUGAUGCGGUCAAAGUCUGGGAGCGACGGUAUUCCCAGUUAUAG